This is a messenger RNA of Candida tropicalis MYA-3404, 807 nucleotides long. RefSeq names its product Ato10p (gene ATO10). The coding region runs from base 1 to 807 and encodes 268 amino acids. Gene Ontology annotation, molecular function: acetate transmembrane transporter activity. The record is from RefSeq and is a predicted model, not a curated record. The transcript has a single exon. Lineage: Eukaryota; Fungi; Ascomycota; Pichiomycetes; Serinales; Debaryomycetaceae. Gene Ontology annotation, cellular component: plasma membrane.
AUGUCAAGUCAGGAAUCUGAAACAAACUCAAUUAAAUCAUAUGGUGACAAUGAUGACGAUCUUUUGAACAAACCAGUUAGUAGAAUUAGAACUUGUGGUGAUGGUGAAGAAUUUGUUAUCUUCGGUGAUGUUAAAUACUAUAGACAUGAAUUUAUGCAAGCAUUUGGUGGUACUAUGGAUGUUGGUGUACAUCGUGCUCCUGUUCAUCAAGUUGGUAAUCCAUCACCAUUAGGUUUACUUGCUUUUAGUAUCACUAAUUUAGUCUUGAGUUUAUAUGGACUUAAUGUUAAAGGUAUUCAUACUACCAAUGUUAUUGUUUCAUUAUGUAUCUUUUUUGCUGGUACCAUGCAAUUCUUAGCUGGGAUUUGGGAAUGUGUUGUUGGUAACACAUUUGCUUUCUGUGCAAUGUGUAGUUAUGGUGCAUUCUUUUUAAGUUUUGGUGCUGCUUAUAUUCCAAAUUUUGGCGUUAUGAAAGCUUACAUGACACAAGAUCCAACUCAAAUCAACAAUGCCAUUGGGUUAUACUUGAUGGGAUGGUGUAUUUUUUCAUUCAUGUUAUUCUUGUGCACUUUGAAAUCGGUUAUUUCAUUACUGGCUAUGUUUUUCUGUAUUACUUUUACUUUCCUUUUCCAAGGUGCUGGUUAUUUAGCGGAUAAUCAUACUUUGAUUAAGAUUGGUUGUGGCUUUGGUUUUGGUGUUACUUUCUUCGGAAUGUUCAAUGCUUGGGCAGGUAUGGCUAAUUCUACAAAUACUUACUUUUCCAUUCCUCACAGGUGGUUAGUUGAAGGUGGACACAAAAGUAAAUAA